Messenger RNA from Dreissena polymorpha, 11900 nucleotides. RefSeq lists its product as uncharacterized. Gene Ontology annotation, molecular function: protein binding. The record is from RefSeq and is a predicted model, not a curated record. The transcript is spliced from 68 exons. Lineage: Eukaryota; Metazoa; Mollusca; Bivalvia; Myida; Dreissenidae. Gene Ontology annotation, biological process: signal transduction. The coding region runs from base 91 to 9234 and encodes 3047 amino acids.
GGUUGAUAGGGAUGCCAAGUACUUUUGCAGUUUAUAUAUUUCACAUAAACCGUUGAUAGUACCUGUAAAUGUUCUGAGCACUACACGACUAUGAAAAAGUCAGCACCAUCAAAAAAAGGGACAAGUCGUUUUUCUCUGAAAUCCAUACCUAGAGAUCCAAAUGAAGGUCAAGGGAAUGUACAAGCCACCUCUGAAGUGAAGGCACCGGAAUCGGUGAUAUCAAGUGCUCCGGCACCACCACCUCCGCCAGGACCACCACCACCACCCCCGCUCGGAAUCGGUCCGUUACCAAAUAUGUCUGGAAAACGCAGCAAUGAACCAGCCUAUCUUGCUCAUCCGCCCUUGAAAGCUAGAUCUGAUGAAGCAAAACAGUUGAUGAGGGCAGAGCCAAGAAUAAAGAUUUCAGAAGUUGACCUUGUUGAAAGAAGAAAGAGGCUGAGGAGAGGAGAUCUCCUUAUUAAGAAAGUGAAUGUGGAGAGGAAUGAAAUGUUUGAUGCUUUUAGGCAGUACAACUACAUGCCUAUGGUGGACUCACGUGAAUUAUUAAGGAACAAGAUGAUGAAGGCAGAGGUGAUCUCCAUCAGUUUUGAUGGCAUAGAGCAGCUUACAGACGCCUUUCUCUACAGCCUCUACCACUGCCAGCUCAGCUUCACAACUGUCAACUGGAUCUCGCUUACUGGCUGUUACAACAUCACUGAUGAAGGAAUUUAUUGGGUGUCAAAAGCAUUUCCAAACCUUAAAUCCAUCUCCUUAUGUGGGUGCAGAAAGGUCACAGAGAAGUCCCUGUACCACCUACUGGGCACCCUACCUCACCUGACUGAGAUCAUCAUGUAUGGGACCAACUGUGGCACUGCCCCAGUGGGUGUCACAGUGAAAUCUGUCCAGACAGCCGUACCAGGGUUAAAGCGGGCAACACAUGUACAGCAAAAGCCAGAGUUGUUCAUGGCAGGAUGUCCGAUGCUGUGCCCUAUGUUGGAGGAUACAAAGCACGUACCAGAGACCCAGGAAGUGCCAAUCAAGCACAGAAAGAUGGUCAUCCUGACCCCUAAAGGUCUACCAUGGAGCCCUUUGGCAGUGUUAACAGGGGAUAAGGAUGUUACCCCUAAACAGGGGCUCCAGUACAAGUUGAACUGGCAGCCAAAGACAGAGAAUGGCGUGAAUUUUCAGAACUCCUCUGCAGAAAUAUUCAAUGUUUUCCAGAUACCACAAGAGCAGGGACUGCUGGAGUUGGUUGUCUCCCCUGGAUGUUUUGUAAUUCUGCCCUACCAUGCCAGUGCCGAGAGUGACCCAGAUGCCAUCAGCAGGGACAUGAUCGAAAUCGUGAUUGCAAUUAUUACCAAGUACGAGGAUUGCAGCUUCAUGGUCCUAGCAAUGACUGACAGUGACGUGAGGUUGCGACUCGCCAAGAUUUACGGAAUGGUCAAGGACAAAAUCAAGCAGGUGACUGGCCGACUGGAAGCAACCAUCGGACUUGCCCUCGACACAAACUGGAAAAUAGCUGCUCUGAAUUACCUGGAGCAGAAUGUUCUUGGAAACUGUUUAAAAAUGUUGGAAAGAGGAAGAGCACUCUUCAAGAACCCAGGACCAAAUGUGGCAAGCAAAGGGAAACAAUUCCAAAAAGAUUCUGAAACUGAAGGCAUCUGCUUGUUAAAUGGUGGAUCAUUGAAAGUGCAACCAGGUGUCACACCCAAGGGAGAUGAUCUGAAUUUCCUGGUGUCCAUGUUUACAGCAGAUGAGAUUGCUCACCCAUGGCACAGGAAACCCCUACCAGGGAGUGAGGUUGAAGAGUUGACAAGGGAAGUAAGCCAAGCUGCUGUUCCACUCAUCAGGCUUAGCGACCUGCAGACAAAGUCUACUCUCUCUGUGGCCCAGAAAUCAAGACUCAUGGACUAUGCGGCGUUAAGAGGUCUGGGAGUGAAAUUUUCCCCAGUUAUUGGCGUCAACACAGAAGAACUGGUGAUAACUGACUUUGACAGCCUGGCGGCCAUUAUUGACCACAUCCUGUUGACCCCUGCUCCAAGGUCAUGUGACCUGCGUUGCCUAGGAGAUGCCAUUCCUUGCUGGACAGAGGAUGACCUUCUGAAGGUGCUGCCAGGAGCGACCCAAUCUUCAAAGACUCUGGUUUUGUCCCUUUUAAGGGAUAAAGGGCUUCUUCUAAAGUUUUCCACCGACCCUUGGUGCACCGUGAGAGAUGUGUCGUUUGUGUACAUUCGUUUCAGCGAUGUGCCAAUGAAAGCUCCUGACAUUUUGAGCCAGUAUUGGCCUCCCAAGAAGGAUAUCAGCACUUCCAUGCAGCAGCGAGAGAAGUUCUAUUUCUGUGUUCCCGGCCUGCCACAGUCAUUCUUCCCCACACUGCUCAGGGAGUUGAUGCGCUAUGGUACCCCUUCCAUUGCCUGGCAGAAGGGGGCUAUUUUCCAGAAAGGUCAUAUAACUGUAUCUGUGCAGCUACUCUCUGAUGGGAAAGACCAAUUCCCAGUGCUGGUUCUACAGGUGAGGGGUAACCGUGGUAACCCUGCAUUCUCUGAUGAGCCUCUGUGGACAACACUGAAGCUCUAUGCCAACACCUGUGAUCUACUCUUCCUCAAGUUCAACAUAUCACUUAUGAAAUGCGUCCACUGCUCCACCUGUAGCCAGACCUCCUCCGUUGUGGAGAUGCUGUCAAAGGGAAGUGGGGCUGCCCAGUACUUCAUGGAGCACCUUGUGCGUGUAGGGGACAACAAGGAUAUAACAUGUGGGGUGUGCGGGACACAAGCACACAGGGAUUCACAGCUGGGGCCAGCAAUAGCAGCCACUGAGUUGGUUCCCAGCCAUGACCCACAAGGCUGUGCAAAGGCGACCAGCAAUGCUCUGAACAGAUGCCUCAUGUGCAACAACUGCGCGGUAGAGGGGACCCACUGUGAGGUCAACCUGACACGGGGUGCAAAGAACUGGCAUUGUGACUGCAACAGGUCAGCCAAGCUGUGUAUUUACUGUGGAAUGUGUCAAAGAUGUUUCCUUGCAAUCAAGAACACAGCGGCAGAACUGGAGCCAAAGUUCGAUCCUCCAAAGUCUGAGCGAUAUAGACAGGAUCAGCUGGCUGCCCUUGACAAGGUCAAGGUCACUGAGUCUGGAAGUAUCUAUGGUUUUAUAGAGGCUGAUUCAUCCAUUGCCCUGGAAACAAAGCAGCUGACGCCAAACUAUGCACCCAACAUGAUGAUUACCAUUGUGAAAGAUGGAUACUUUAUCCUUAAUUUGCAAACAUUGGCAAAGGAAGGCUUAUCCAGACUGGAGAUAGAGUAUUUCAGCAAAACAGGAGUGGUGUCAGAGAGAGGUAUUAUAGUGCAUACUAACCGGGAUGGAACCCCUUUAAAACGCGUUCUGGCAAAACUCGGGGACACGCUGUCCGUCCAGCUUCGCUAUUGUGAGGAAGAGCGCCCCGCUGUGGAGAAAAAAUCAGAGACGGGUGGUGCUGUGACAGUGAACAGGUACGGUCACAUGAUGCUGAGGCUGCUGUUGAACGGUGCCCCUAUCUACGAGAGGGGGAUGAGAGCCACCCAGAUCUCUGUCACCCUGUAUAAUAACGACUCGGAAGGCGUUUUUCUACAAGUUGAGACUCCUGGGAAGUUCCCAGUAAUGAAAAGAGAGUCCAAAGAGAAACACUGCGGCAUGUCAGCUGCUCAACUUCCAUGCUCGCUGCAGAUGAAGCUGAUUCAGAUGAUAGAGAACAUGGAGUACGUGCUGUUUGGAGGCAAGGGUUUAAGCCUCUCUGGAUCACCCUGCGCUGUGUUGCCGGCCCAUAUCACCAUGGAGACGCUGAAGCAUCCGAUAUGGUUCAUGGUCAAGGACACUCGCCUGCAUCAUAUGUGCCUGUCCUGGAAUGCAGUCCAAGGCAAGAAGUCAGUUCUAGGUUCCAGUAUCUCCAAGGAUGCCAACCUGAAUGCACCGAUGUCUGAUAGACUGACCAAAGAGGACUGGACAUUGUCCAAGAUUGUGCACUUGGUGAAUGCAGAGGGCAUUGACAUCUCCAAAUUGCCGUCAGGUCAUACACCAGACACCAUGAACUUCCUCAUCUUCCUCUGGCAUUUUGUCCUGUCCACCUACCCUGAGGUCCUGCUACCUAGAUCCACUGACAAAUUGCUUCGACCAGUUGUGUUGACUCCUGAGACUGAUCUACAGGUCAAAGAGGGUCUUCGAUCCCUCAUUCAAGCCUGCAUGUGGCACCAUUACACAUUGAUCAAUUUUGAGGAUACGAAGAAGACUUUUCAAACUUCGACUCAAGCUGGCAAGUUCCGAGGGGAAUUCCUCACAACUCGAAACAUUCUUGUGCAGAGUUCUAUGGAUUCCCAAGAUUUACUUCGAGACCAUUUUGAGUGUACGGGACUCAUUAAGGUGAACAGCAAGUUCAACCGAAGUCUUGAGCUCUACCUGUGCUCGAGUCAUUCAAAUGCACUGAAAAUGAAGGAAAGUGCCACUGAGUUUCCAACGCAAUUGACUGGGAUCAACUCUGUCUUCUUGUCAUUCAUAGACAUGUCGUUCAAUGAUUUAACAUCAAUUCCGGAGGAGUUUUUUGCCAACCUUCCCAAUCUUACGACAUUCAGCAUCGGCCACAACUUCAUUGAAAAUCUUCCUGGAUCAAUCAGCCGCUGCAAGAAGCUGUCAAGUCUAAGCAUUUUCGAGAAUAAUAUCUCGUCUUUCCCAGACGAACUUGCAGAACUUAAGAAUCUGCUCAUUCUCGAUGCUGGAAAUAACUGCCUGGUGGACUUCCCAGUGGUCAUCACCAAGAUUCCUUCACUGCAGAAACUUUUUCUUAACAACUGCUUUUUUACUGAACUUCCAGAGGAUAUUGGUAACUUGAAGAAUCUGCGUCAGCUACAUUUCCAAGGCAACUGUCUGACCAGGCUUCCGGAGAGCUUCAAACAACUCUCUGAACUUGAGGAUCUCAUCCUGUCUGGUGUCCAAUGGAUGCAACUGGGUGAAGGCAAGGAUCAUAUCACACUGUCCAAUUUCAAACAUACGAUCCGAAGGAAGUUUGGUCGAUGGUUAGUUGCUAAUGACCAGAACGAGACACGAUUGUUCAAGAUGUUUGAUGAGAAUCAGAAUAGCAUGUUGGAAGCCAAGGAGCUUGGCAGACUUGACGCUGCUGUCUUUAACCUCUUUCCAAGGUUUGGAUACAAAGGGAAUGAUCAUCCAGAUGAAGACACUCCUCAUGGUUUUCCCAUGGAACUUUUGGCAUGUAAAAAGCUCCGCUGUCUUUACUUUAAGUACCAGGCUUUCACAAAGAUUCCACCAGAGAUCUGUGAGCUGGAGAACCUUGUUGACCUGCAGGUUUCCCACAAUCCCAACCUCCUCUCCAUACCUGCUGAUCUGAGCAAGAUCCAGGGACUCAAAAAACUAGAAUUGGAUGAUCUCCCCUUGCUGAAGACGCCCCCAAGGGAGAUAAGAGAGAAGGGUGUGCAGUCGGUGAUGGCGUACCUACAGAGGCUAAUGAGUGGGGCGGAGCUUAGCAAGCGGACCAAGCUGAUGUUGGUGGGCCUCGGAGGGGCAGGAAAAACUAGCCUUGUGAAGGCUUUAAUGAGUUCGGACCAUAAGAUGGACACGGGGCAAGGCCAUGAUGUCACAGAUGGAAUUGAAAUUAAGACGUGGGACGUUGCCCACGGCGAUGAGGGUAUCACUUACAACAUCUGGGACUUUGCAGGACAGACAGUGUACUAUAACACUCACCAGUUUUUCCUGUCACCCAACCGCUCAAUCUACCUUCUGCUGUGGAACGUUCGACAGGGCCAUGAGCAUGCAGGUCUUGACUUCUGGCUGAGUUCAAUCACUGUACAGGCCCCUAAAGCUCCUGUGUUUGUGAUUGGCUCACACAUUGAUGAGGUGAGCAAGAGUGAGCUGCCCAUUGAAGAGUUUCAGCAGCGCUAUCCACAGGUGGUCGGCUUCCACUUUGUCAGCUCUCACACAGGACAGGGUAUUUCAGAGUUGAAGAAACACCUGUAUGAGGUAACACUACAACAGCCAUACAUGGGAGAAAAUAUACCUUCUGUUUGGUUGACAUUUGAGAAAAACAUACAGCCAUUAAAGAAGACUACAGAUAUUGUUCCAUAUAACCAAAUUGAGGCUAUAGCCAACAACUCUGGAAUUUUCUCUUCAUCAGAGAUUUUCCAGGCAGUGCAGUUUCUCCAUGACCUUGGCAGUGUGCAGUACUUCAGCAAUGAGUACCUAAAGUCUAAGGUGGUAAUUAACCCGCAGUGGAUUGUGGACGUCAUGUCAUGUGUUGUCUCAGUCAAGAACCAGGCUAUCCAGGAAGGACGUCUGAAGCACUCGGACAUCGGUGAGGUCUGGUCCGGGUACAACAAAGGCUUGCACGAUUGGCUGCUCCGUCUCACUGAGGAGUUUGAUCUCACAUUUGAACUCCCAGAUCAAGGGGUCAACCUGGUGCCCUGCCUGUUACCAGAAACCAGGCCUAAGUUUGACUGGCCCAAAGUUGAGAAGAAUUCUGACAUCAAGGAGACCAAGAUGGUGUACAAGUUUGAUUACCUCCCUGUGGGACUCUUCAACAGAGCUCAGGUUCGUCUUCAUUUGCUGUCGGACAGUGCUUUGAUUUGGAAGAAAGGCUCCUUCCUGAAGAAGAAUGUCCAUCUGGCUCUCAUACAGCAGACAAAGGAAACUGAGCUGGUGGUACUUGCCCAGGGUCCAAGGCCUGAAAACAUCCAGUUCCUGGUUCAUGAGGUGUUUGAGGGGCUGAUUGCAGAGUCCUUCAAUGGUAUCACAUAUGACUUCACCAUGCCCUGCCCCGACUGCCAGAGGAUGGGUGUCAAUGACCGCCACAUGUUUGCUGCGUCCACUAUCCGUCGUGCACUGGACAUGAAGGCCCCAUUCCUGCAGUGUGUACAGUACUUCCACACCAUCUCCUGUGUAACAUUGCAGACCCUGUUGCCACCUGACAGCCACAAUGACUUUGACGUCCAUCUGGUGCAGGUCGUUCAAGGACUGAGUGACCUUCACAAGGAACUAGUUGCAGAUAUCUUUGUGUCAUUCUGUGAAGCAGAUAGUAACCUAGACAACAGCCUGUACAUCCAGCCAUUACGAGUGCUGGAAGAUCUACGGGGAAAAGGCUUUAAAUGUUUUGUCCACACAAAAUCCGGCGGCUCAACUGAUGAAAUGGCGAGAGCACUGAUAGAGUCAAAGGUCUUCCUCGCCUUUGUAUCCAUGAACUACGCCCAGACCGAGGAAUGUGUGAACAUCUUCAAGUACGCCAAGAAGUCACUCAACAAAACAAUAGUCUGCGUUGCCAUUGGCGAUAAUUUCGACUUUGAGAAAACGGCUUUUGGGAUCCUCAUUCCAGAUGAGUUAUACAUCAACAUGAUCAAGUCAAAGUUGUCGCAUUACGAAUCAAAGUUUGAAGAGCUCAUGAAAACACUUGAGAAAAAGAUGGACAUCAGAUUGCGUGACAAAUCCAUUCCCCACCCAGAGGUGUUCUUCAGUUAUUCAUGGGUUAACUCGCAACAAGCAGUCACUCUUGGAACAAGGGAGCUGCCAGGGGCCCUAGGGGAGGAGGAUCCUCGUGAACUGAAAGGAUACCUGGAGGAUCAGGGUAUACCCUGCUGGAUUGAUGAGGAACGCGUUGGCAUGAAUGGUCUCAUAGAGGAUAUAGCUGAAGGGUUACUUCAAGCAAAGGUGGUGAUAGUGUGCGUGUCUGACGAGUACACAGAGUCUCCUACGUGUAACACUGAGUUCAGGUAUGCAGUUCACAAGUUGAAGCUUCCCCCUAUUUUUGCAGUGGUCGGUACAGGAGACAAAUGGAGGGAGACUGCGAUUGGCUAUGAAUCUGUCCACCAUCCUGUCGUGUAUUUCCAAGAGCACACAACAAACGCCAGGAAAAAACUGAUGAAACUGGUCAAGAAAAAGCUAGAUGAGCCCAGCACCAAAUUGAACCAAGUUGUUGUGCAGGCAACCAAGGAAGUGAACAAGAAUCUGUCCUACCAGGAACUGUUUGAGCUAGCUCAGAGGAAACUGCUGCGUCAGCUGAUGAUGUUUGCUGAGAACCAAGACCUUGAUGUGUACCCCCGCCUGUUUGUUGUUGACUUUUUAAAGGAACAGGAGGGCAAUGAAACUGAAACAGAGGAUGAAGCCCUGCAGGAGAUUGCCAUACAGAAAGAAAGAGAUAAAGAUGUUGAUGCUGAAAAGAAGCCAUUGAAGAAGGUGUUGUCCAAGAAAUCCACCAACAUGGUGCCAGUGUACAAGCUACAGAAGUUCUGUGUGUACACGCUGUGUGAACAUGAGGAGGGCUGGCAUAGUGUAGCAGUGCCCAUAGAAUUGCCAGGUAACUUCGGAGUGGACAUGCUGGAGAGUUAUGGUCCCUUCCUCGCCAGAGUUACCUCCGUCAUGAAGUUCAACAAGAAACUGGCCCUCAACUGCCUUGCUGACACCAUUGGGGAGGGAUACAUUGAGUGGCUCGAGAAGAGCCCAGAGGCCAGUCUGUCAGACUACCAGUCUGUGUACCAUGGUUUCCGCGAGCUCGUGAAACAACUUGACGAAGACAGCAAAAUGGGCAGCCUUCAACGUUGCCACCUGUCCAGUGGUAAAAUCAUCUGGCUAUGUGAGGACCAUCGCAAGUCCAUGAAGGUCACGUUGCUAAGCAAUGAUGACAAGACGGGGCACGUUUCCAAGGAGCAAGAUGACAAGGUUAACGAGUCCAUGAUCAGCACACUUCGCACCAUGGAUCUUGUGCCAUUUUCUACAAAAUUUGUGAGCAAGGGAAAUGGACAAAGACCAGAAAGAGAGAAGGGAAUGUACAUUCAAAAUGAAGAUGGGAACAAAUCCACCAAAAAACGACAAAAUCGAAAUAAGAAACAAACUGCAAAAAAAGAUAAUGAUGAUGAAAUUCAACCAAGAAAAAAUGUCGGUAAGGAACCCAAAGAGAAGAACGCCAAAGCAACACCAGCACAGAAAAUAGUGAAAUUCCAAGACAAUACGGAAGAAAUCGGUGAUAAAGAUGAUGACGCUGUUGUCAGUAAUGAUGACGAUGAUGAAAAUAUUGAUGAAAAAGAAUCCAACAAUGAAGAUGACAAUGAAUCUGUGAAGUCGGAUACAAAAAGCAAUCCCGAGUCAGAAUCUUCACGCGGAGACCCUCUGCGGCAGACAUCAAUGUUACGAGCUUCACAAGGCAGACGACAAAGCAGGCCUCCUCUACCAGGACAAUCGCCAUACAAAGUGCCAGGAUACAAGACCACUAGCAGGGCAUGUGAAAUUUCAUAAAAAAUACAUAAUGAUGAUCUCAAUUAAUGUUGUGUUACAAGAUAAGAAUACAAUCCUAGUUUAAAAGGGCAUAUUGUCGGCAUUUCUUGCUUAGUUAUUAAACAUAUUCAACAGUGCAUACAACAUUAUUUCAGGUGAUAUCUAUCUACUACCAAUUUUAUAUUGAUGCAAUCAUUAUGAAAACAAUAUAUACAAUGCCAACAAUGGUUUUGUCCCAUGCCAACAUUGAAAUAUGUAAACUCAUGUCUACAAAAUUGCCCACUUGAAUCAGAAUUUUACUGCAUCACAUUCCGGUUAUUCAUUAGCAAGUGUGAAUGUGCAAAGCAAUACUUUGUCUUCUUUUCAUUAAUUACGAUUUUACUACUACCUCUGGUUUUCAAUUUUGCGCUAAAAGUGUCCCAGGGAACAAUUUUUUAUUAUUGUAAGAAGAUUAUUGAGCUAUUUUCUUAAUGUAAUCCAUAUUCCCCUAUAAAAUACCUGGAUGCAGCACCACCAGCAUGAUAUAUUACAUUGCAUAAAAGCUGUUGACAAUAUCUGUACUAGCAAUGGUUAUUUAGAUAUAUAAUAUGCAGGUUCAAGGCUCGUACGCUAUUUGUUGUGAAAUAAUUACACAAAUAUAAAUUUGUAUCUACAACCCUUGAAUGUAUUGAUCUAUUUUCAUGUUCAGUGAAAUCCAUCUCUGUAUUAAAUUGAAACUUUUUUUUUGUGUGUGUUUUCAGUGUUCACUGUUCAGUUUUAUGUUUCUAUCGAUCCGGGGGCAUAUUGUUUAUGGCCUGUCUGUCUUUCUUUCUUUCUUUCUGUCUGUCAUUCUGUCCCAAAACUUUAACCUUACAGUAAAGUUUUGCAAUAACUUUUGAAAUAUUGAACAUAGCAACUUGAUAUUUGGCAAUCAUGUGUAUCUCAUGGAGCUGCACAUUUUGUGUGGUAAAAGGUCAUGGUCAUCCUUCAAGGUCAAAGGUCAACAACAACAAAACGGCGCAUUAGGGGGCAUUGUAUUCUGACAAACACAUCUCUUGUUGUAUUUUGUCAAUAAAUGUGAAACUUUUUCAAACACAAUUAAUGAUGUGAUUUACUUCAUGUAUCAUAUAAGUAUUUAUUUAAUUAUUAUGUUUUUACAGUAUGUAUUAAUUUAAAACAUGUUCUUUUUGUUUGCAAUUCAUUAUCUUAGUGACUCAAUGUUUAUGAGCAUAUUGUUCAAACUAACGAAUUUGAUAUAUUUGUCAUUUCAGGAAAUUUAAUUGAAAUUUUGGUGUAUUUAUAUGUGUGCAAAUUAUUUCAGAUGUAGAAAUAUACUCAUAUGUUAAAUUACUAAAAUUCAUGGAUAAUUAUAUAUGUAUUUAACAUUUGAAUAUUUAUUCUAACUUAUUAUGCAUGCAAAAUAAUGUAUGCAAAAACCUUGUUCUCUAUUGUUUGUAUGCCUUUUAGAUCUAGUAGAAAACAAUUGUUUUUGUUUUGAUGUUGCAUAAAUAAGUGAUAUUUUACUUUUAACCUUUUAAGUGUGAUAACAUACAACUCAUUUUAUACUGUGAUAUUUAUUUUUGUUACAUAUUCAUAUACAUAUACCAGUUCAUUUGUUACUUUUAGUGUGUAUACACAAAGUUUAAUCAUGUUUACAAAAAGACGGCAAUGCUCAGAAAAUAACCAUGGAACAAAAUUAUUUUCAUAUAACAUACUAUUUUUUUGAUGUCAUUUUUAUUGAUAUUGUUGUUUUUCCAAAACGCCAAUGUUAUUGUUGUUCCUUUUGCACAAAUUUAAAGUGACCAUGUGUGUGAAUGGACUUGAUUUUGUUAUGUUUAAUCAAUAUGACAAGCGUCUAAAUGUUUCAGCAAUGAAGAUGGUAUUUAUGUUUCUUUACGCAACGUUGUCUUCUUGUACAUAUAUACACUUCUUUUUUAGCUCGACUAUUAUAUAUGAAAUAUAUAUAGUGGAGCUAUCCUACUCACCCCGGCGUCGGCGUUGGCGUUUCCGUGAGCGUGCAAAUGUUAAAGUUUGUGUACUACCCCAAAUAUUUUCAAUGUCCAUUGACAUAUUGCUUUCAUAUUUUGCAUACUUGUUUACCAACAUGACCCCAACCUAUAAACAAUAGCAGACAACUGUACCAAGCAUUUUGACAGAAUUAUUGCCCCUUUUAUACUUAGAAUAUGCAUAUUAUUGAUAAAUCUAUGUUAAAGUUUGCGUACUACCCCAAAUAUUUCCUAUGUCCUUUGACAUAUUGCUUUUAUAUUUUGCAUACUUGUUUACCAACAUGACCCCAACCUAUAAACAAGAGCAGACCACUGUAUCAAGUAUUUUGACAGAAUUAUUGCCCCUUUUAUACUUAGAAUACGCAUAUUAUUGAUAAAUCAAUGUUAAAGUUUGCGUACUACCCCAAAUAUUUCCUAUGUCCUUUGACAUAUUGCUUUUAUAUUUUGCAUACUUGUUUACCAACAUGACCCCAACCUAUAAAGAAGAGCAGACCACUGAAUUAAGCAUUUUGACAGAUUUAUUGCCCUUUUUAUACUUAGAUAAUUGAACAUUUUGCUUCAAUUGCUAUAACUUCUUUAUUUAUGAUCAGAUUUUAUUAAUACUUUUACGAAACAUCACUUAUCUAAAUACCACAAUGGAUUCCACCCAAUCAAUACCCCACGCCCUAACCCAUAAUCCCUGCCCCCCCCCCCUUACCUCCC